Molecule: messenger RNA, 1146 nt
Organism: Sclerotinia sclerotiorum 1980 UF-70
Lineage: Eukaryota; Fungi; Ascomycota; Leotiomycetes; Helotiales; Sclerotiniaceae
Exons: 1
Coding region: 1-1146 (381 amino acids)
Biological process (GO): mitotic sister chromatid cohesion
Cellular component (GO): NatA complex
Molecular function (GO): acyltransferase activity, transferring groups other than amino-acyl groups
Source: RefSeq, a predicted model, not a curated record
AUGACUACACCAGACAUCAUGUCAAACAAUACCCCUCCACCACCAAGAGCUCAACAAUCAACUAUUCGAUCAUUUUUCCAACCAAAACAACCUACAUACACUCCACCACCAGGGACAUCACCAAUCACAACUCCAAAUAACAAUGAGAAUGGAAAUCCAAAUGCAAGACAAGAGAUACAUCCACCUCAACCUGCAUCAGGUCCACCAAAUUCUACCAAUAUCUCUCCACCAAAAUCGGUAACUACCGCUACCCCAGAUUCUAUAGAGUCUUCAAGGAAGCUUCCUCCAGGUUAUAAAAUCGAAAUCCCACAAGAUCAUCAUAUACAACCUCUACGUCGCAUCAACGCUUUACUCCUUCCAGUCGCAUACCCCGAUGCAUUCUACCAUGCUAUUACGUCUCCUCCUUCUGCGUCAAUACCAAUACCUCUCUCUUUCUCAAGAGUAGUUACAUAUACAUCAGAACCCAACUCUGAACCAAAAGUAGUCGGUUCUAUAAUCUGUCGAAUCGAUCCUUCUCCUCCAUCCUCUCCGAAUGCUCAACCGCCGGCAAAUACAUACAGUAUAUAUCUACAAUCUCUCACUCUACUCUCGCCCUACCGUAGCCUCGGUCUCGCAACCGCUCUCCUAAAUUCCGUUAUCGAAUCCGCUACAUCUACUCGAAUACCUCUUGGAGUUAAAAUAGAAGGAUUGUACGCACAUGUAUGGAUUGAGAAUCGAGAAGCAUUAGAAUGGUAUAACAAACGAGGAUUCGAAAAGGGGGAAUUGAUUGAGGGAUAUUAUAGGAGAUUGCGACCACAAGAAGCAUGGGUAUUCCGACGAAGAUUUUCAGUUCAAGAUCAUAUUUCUAGACAACCACAAGCAAAUCUUAGCCCAACCCUAAAUUUAAUCGGAAGUGCAAGUACGAAUUCAUCACCUCCUCCUCCAACAGCAUCGGGAACAACAAGGCCACUACCAUCCAAACAUACAGCAUCAUUUCAAGAUCGCAGACCAGCUAGAGAAUGGAAUGAUUUACCCGAAGAAGUAUUUUUAAGGCCUAGGGAAGAUCAAAGUAAAGAGAGUUCGAGGAGUAGUAGUCGAAGUGGGGGUGAGGGAAAGGGUGGAAAGAAGAAGAGAAGUUAUCCUGCUGCUGCUUUUGGGGGCGUUUAA